Galendromus occidentalis (western predatory mite) is the source of this 2361-nucleotide messenger RNA. It is a transcript of the gene Mrgn1, whose product is annotated as Mahogunin ring finger 1. Lineage: Eukaryota; Metazoa; Arthropoda; Arachnida; Mesostigmata; Phytoseiidae. Gene Ontology annotation, cellular component: cytoplasm. Gene Ontology annotation, biological process: protein ubiquitination. The record is from RefSeq and is a predicted model, not a curated record. The coding region runs from base 1 to 2361 and encodes 786 amino acids. Gene Ontology annotation, molecular function: ubiquitin protein ligase activity. The transcript is spliced from 12 exons.
AUGGGCGCCUUACUAAGUCGUCAACAUGGCUUGGCGGAUGGCGAGGAAGCGAACAACAGUUUUGUGUAUAGGUAUCCACCGAAAAACGGAAAUUACUUCGCGUCUCAUUUUAUCAUGGGAGGUGAGCGAUUCGAUGCCUCGCAGCCUGAAGCAUAUCUCUUCGGGGAGAAUUCCGAUCUGAACUUUCUCGGCAGUCGUCCGAUGCCGUUUCCGUACCCAGCGCCGCAACCGAACGAGCCAACGAGACCUCUGCGGUGUCUAAUCAACAUCAGGAAAGAAUCUCUCCGUUUCAUCAGGGUCAAGGACAAGGAAAACUCUUGUCCGAACGGACUUUCCGAAGAGGAGUCGAACAAGAGCCCUCAGACUCCCUCCACGAGGUACAAUCUGGAAUUCGUUUUCGACUCGGAGUGCCGAUGCGCCAUCACUGUCCAUUAUUUUUGUACGGAGGAAGUAACGCCCAAUGGCAUAACGUACUCGCCUCGUUUCCCGACCAUGUCCUCAGAAACGUAUCAUUACAAACGAGGAUGUAAUCAGCAAUUCCAACAAAGUUCACAUGUUUUCGAUCCGUCGAAGUAUUCCGACUCCGAACUCACCUACAAUAAUUACACCUUACUACUCAGCGAUGAUCCGCCAAUAAUCUCACUCAAUCAGACGGAUAUCUUUAUGAGCAUCCGGUAUGAAAUCUCAGGUAUAACCGCUGAGCGUACGACUGCGAUGCCCGAUGGCGGUGAAGUGUUCCCGGUUGUAAUCCAAUGCGUUGCCGAAGAAGGUGAAGAACCUAGACAAAGUCACGUUUUGCUUGCCGUCGUCGAACGCGCUAGCGCAGCCCUCGGAUCUACGGUCGAUUCAGUUACGUACACCUUAAAACCUCUCAAACAGAAGCUCUUUGUGGACGGCCUCGUGUAUCUGCUGCAGGAGAUUUACGGCAUCGAAAACAAGAACAUCACACCUCACGUAAACUUACGGAUAGGUCCCCCUCGGUCCCCCUUCUUACGACCGGAUCGCUCUUUGCAGCCGGACGAUGAAGCGGCCAACGGUGCGGUCGAGGACAGCGAUUGUGAAGAGGGCGGUUGUGAGUGCGUGAUUUGCAUGAGUGAAGCGCGGGACACACUGAUCCUGCCGUGCAAGCAUCUGUGUCUAUGUUCGGCUUGUGCCGACUCUCUUCGAUAUCAAGCAAACAACUGCCCCAUUUGUCGCGCCCCCUUCAGAGCCCUUCUGCAGAUCAGGGCAGUCCGCAAGAUGCUCCUGAGUUCUCAUCCUUCGGCACAAAUUAGCGAACUUCAACAAGUUGGGCAGGACGUCCCUGCGGGCUACGAGAGUAUCCCUCUGAUUGAGGCUCUCAACGGCCCGACGAGUCAGAACCCAACCUUGACGGUUCCUCACGAUCGGGAGACCACCGGCAAAAAAUCGAAAAUGCAUCGCAACAAAUCAAGCUCCGCCGGAUCGCUCCGGCAUCAGAACGACAAUCUCCAAGUUCCAACGGAGGGAACUGUGACCGUGGCGGGUGGACCGAAGGAGUCUCCGAGGAAUCGGAAUCUCCAGCACCACCAUCGGAGUUCCUCGGGAACCGUGACCGACGCUGGAGCUCUGACGAGAGCGGAAACAGCGCCUCCCGGGAGACAUCGCAAGCAUAAGCCGCACGGAAAAACGAAGAACUCAGCUCUGAGACCUCAUACUGCUCAGCCCAGCACGACUUCUCUGGCUGAUACGUCCUUGUCUCCGGAGAGCAAAUCUCUUCUUGAGGGCCAGAAUCAUGACGAGCCUGGGAAGAGCUUGAAAGAGGAGGUUUCGUCGGAUAAUGACCUCGAUACCGACAUUCCAACAGUAAUCACAGUGGAUCAGGCGACGGACACUAGCUUGGAUAAUCGGGAUCAUCUGCACGGAUCGCGGGAAGAGAAUUCAGAGAUGAAUAUGCUUUUCCACCGACGCAAGGCUUUCCCGGACCAGACCUGUCGCGACAGUGGCGAUGCGCCAAAUGACCGAAUUAGAGAGCUGGAGCUCCUCGAAAAAACCUGUUCCCUGAAUCUCAAGACCUCCGUCCCCCAAGUGCCCAGUCCUUCAAAUUCUGUUCCUGGUACUCCAGACGGCUCAGCGCGUUCGAGCGCAGAGAGCUUCUCGAGUUCCAGCUCUGGGACUAGACUCCUGGUGAACUCACAGCCCGCGACGCCAGGCUGUCUGUGCAGUAAUCCCGUGACUGUGGUCACGAUACAGAGCUCGAAGAAUUGCAUUUGCCUACCACCGAAAGCAUGUCUCUGCUCUAGCCCGACGAAAAGUGCAACGACGUCACCGAGCUCAAGGACGUGCAUUUGUGUCCCGAACACUUCGUCACUGCCGGUACCAGGAGACACUGAGGAGGUGUAG